CUCGUCUGGUCUCGUCUCGUCUCGUUGUUAUAUAUAGACCUCAUCAAAAUCCCAGCAGGAUAUCCAUAUACAUAUACAUACAUAUAUAGAGCCCAAAACCCAAUAUAUAUAUAUCACUCCAUUUAAUUAUUCUCGCCCUCUGAAUAUUAUAACUUAAUUUAAUUAUUAUAAUAAUAAUUUCCGCGCGACAAAUGGCAACCGCCGUGGCUCAGUACUCCCUUUGCCCCGUUUUCGCUCUCAGUUCGAAGAACUCGGCGAGGUCUGUGGUGACGUUGCCGACUUCUUCUUCUUCUUCUUAUAAGGUUCGGCGACACCAACGCCGUGGCCUUGUCACGGCUCUCGCAGCAGAGGAGAAGCAGGAGAGCCCUUUCCUCAAUGUCGAGGUCCAGGAUCACAGCGGCAAGAGCAGCAGCACCGCCGUCGAGCGAAGGAAGACCCCCGGCCGCCGCCGCUCCGCCUUUGAGCUCGCUCCUUUCGGUCUGGUUGAUCCAUUCUCUCCGAUGAAAACGGUGAGGCAAAUGCUAGACACGGUGGAUCAGCUAUUUGAGGAUGCAAUGACAUAUCCAGGGCUUGGGUCAGAUGUCAGGACGCCAUGGGAUGUUAUGGAGGACGACAAGGAAGUGAAAAUGAGGUUCGACGUGCCUGGGCUGUCGAAGGAGGAGUUAAGGGUGGCCGUGGAGGACGACAAUGUGCUCGUAGUGCGCGGGGAGCGGAAGGAGGAGGAAGGCGGUGAGGCGGAGGACGCAUGGUGGAAGGGGUGGAAAGAGAGCUCCUACUACACGCGGGUGGUGCUCCCGGAUAACUGUGACGUGAGCCAGGUCAAGGCGGCACUGCAAAACGGUGUGCUUCUGGUUACUGUACCUAAGAAGAAUGUGGAGCGAAAUGUUAUCGAUGUCCAGAUCGAGUGAUGUGUGCUUAAUAGUAUCGAUUGUCGUUUGCAGUGUUGUGUCUGAGUAUAAUGUAUAUAGUUAUAGUUAUGUUUUCCCUUCCGAGGCUACGUAUAUGCUAUAUGGGACUAAAUGAAGUUGUUAAUGUUGUACAUUUUUGUGAAUGGAACGAACUGCAGUUGUAAGUUAAUGUUCAGAGAGGAUCUGAAGAUUGAUGGGAAACUCUGGCUACCACCAAUCUAAGCGUGACCUGCCAAUUUAAUCUCCUCUUAA
Molecule: messenger RNA, 1160 nt
Organism: Ananas comosus (pineapple)
Lineage: Eukaryota; Viridiplantae; Streptophyta; Magnoliopsida; Poales; Bromeliaceae
Product: small heat shock protein, chloroplastic-like
Exons: 3
Coding region: 192-908 (238 amino acids)
Biological process (GO): response to heat
Source: RefSeq, a predicted model, not a curated record